Molecule: messenger RNA, 910 nt
Organism: Capsicum annuum
Lineage: Eukaryota; Viridiplantae; Streptophyta; Magnoliopsida; Solanales; Solanaceae
Product: protein ECERIFERUM 2
Molecular function (GO): acyltransferase activity, transferring groups other than amino-acyl groups
Source: RefSeq, a predicted model, not a curated record
CAGUUCACUUGGUUCAAGUGUGGAGGGAUGUCAAUAGGGCUAAGUUGGGCUCAUGUCCUCGGAGAUGCAUUUUCAGCUUCAAAUUUCCUUAAUAUGUGGGCACAAAUCAUGGAUGGUCAACCUUCACCUCAAUUUCUUGACAAGUCAACAAGAACCAACAAAUUGAUCAAGAACCCAAUAUUAUCUACAGUUAAAAAGUUGCCAUUUUCCCUAAAGAGAGUUGAUCCAAUUGGUGAUCAUUGGAAACUCACCAACACUUGCAAAAUGCAAUCACAUUCUUUUCAUAUCACACAAAAGAAACUAAACCAACUCGUCUCCAAUGUUUGUGGAACUAAAGUGAAGCCUUUUGACGUUAUUUGUGCUACAAUUUGGAAAUUUUUGGCUAAUGUAAGGAGGGAAUAUUCAUCAGAGCCCAAGAUUGUGACAAUUAUACUUAGGGACGACAACUCUUGUGACAGAGUAACAACUGAAGUAUCGAGCAACAGUCAAGUGAUGAUUAGCAUAGUUGAAGCAAGUGACAUCAAAGUUUUCGAGGCUGAUACAUCAGAAUUGGCAGAGUUGAUAGCUGAAAAGACGGAGGACGAGACUAGAGUUGUCGAAGAAUUAAUGAAAAAAGAAAAUGGUGUUUCAGACUUUGUUGUGUAUGGGGCAAAUCUCACAUUUGUGAAUCUUGAAGAGUUAAGGAUUUAUGAUUUGGAGCUUAGGGGUAAAAAACCAAGUUUUGCAAGUUAUAACAUAAGUGGAGUUGGUGAUGAAGGUGUUGUUUUGGUAUUGCCAGGGCCUAAAGGUUUGAAUAGAAAAGAAGGUGGAAAGAUAGUGAAUGUGAAUUUGCCUAAAGGUCAAAUUGAAGGGUUGAAAAAUGAGAUGAGAAAGGAAUUAGGUAUUUUUUGAAAUUAAUUUGAAGAAAGGA